AUGAGUCUCGAAGAUGACGAUGGAAUGCUUUUGAACUUCACUACAGACGUUAGUAGUGAAGAUAGAGUUGGAUCUAAAAGUAAUAGUAAAGUAACAGGUGGGAAAUGGAAGGAUAGAAGAAGGGCCAAGUUGUUACUUGAGGGCCGUAAACCUCGUGGAAGAGCUAGAGGACAAGAAUUUCCUGGUGCUGAGGUUAGUGGAGAAGGGUCUGAAGAUUUAGGCGAGGGUGAGUUGGAGGUUAAACGUUCAAGAUACGAACAAGUCAAGGCGAGAGAGGAAGCGGCAGCCAAGCCAGCAGCGCCUCGGGAGGUGCAGCUAAACGCUCAGAUUGUUUCUUCAUUGUUUACAUCAAGUAGGACUAUUGAUACGGUGACUAAUAAUAACGCACACGAUGAUAGUGCGGAGGUAAAUCCAUCGAAUGCUCCGUUAGUUGGGGACACGUUUGAAGAUUUUGGUAUAACGGAGACGAUGGUGAAGCAUUUGAACGAGAAAAUGAAGAUUUCGAAGCCAACCAAGAUUCAGAAGUUGGUGAUUCCUCCGUUCAUGCAAGCGAAGAACGAUUUGUUCAUUCACGCUCAAACGGGGUCCGGUAAGACGUUGGCGUUCUUGUUGCCUAUUUUCCAAAAGAUUCUCUCGUUAGGCCAGAACGUGAAUAGACAGUCGGGUUGCUUUGCGCUAAUAGUGACGCCAACGAGAGAAUUGGCCAACCAGAUCUACCAAGUGACGACGGAAUUGGCGCAGUGCUGUCAUUUCUUAGUGCCGUGUCUACUUAUUGGUGGUGAGAGAAAGAAGUCGGAAAAGGCAAGGCUCAGAAAGGGUGCCAAUUUCAUCAUUGGAACUCCAGGUAGAGUGCUAGACCAUUUACAGAAUACCAAGGUCAUUACAGAACAGUUGGCACCUAGUUUGAGAUACGUUAUCUUGGAUGAAGGUGACAAAUUGAUGGAAUUGGGUUUCGAAGAAACUUUAAAGGAAAUCCUCAACAUCAUCCAUGGCAUCGAUAUCGACAUCCAUAGAUUCCCCAAGCUUCCAAAGAGAAUCUUGCACGUCCUAUGUAGUGCGACUGUGAAGGGUAAUGUCAGCAAGUUGGGCAACGUUACAUUGCAAGACUACAAAUUGAUCAGCAGUGGCCAAAAGCAAACUGAAACGACUACUGUGCCGGACCAAUUGAUCCAAAAGAUCGCUAUUGUCCCUCCAAAGUUAAGACUAGUCACUUUAGCCGGUGUCUUGACGACACUAACUCAGAAACAUUACAAGCUAGCCAAGACUGAGUGCACAAGAACCAUAGUCUUCUUGUCUUGUUCCGACAGUGUCGAUUUCCACUACGAAACUUUCUCAUCCAACGACGGUAACUACAGAGGCCUUGUAGGGGACACAGCGAGAUUGUUGACCAAGGGUAGCACAGUUUUGCCAUGUUUCAGCGAUCAAGAGGACCCCAACGUCAUUUGCUACAAGUUACACGGGUCCCUAUCGCAACAAACCAGAACCGCUACACUAAAACAUUUCGCUACCAAUAACGAUGCAACCAAGGGCAGACAUUUAAUUCUCUUCUGUACAGAUGUUGCUUCCAGAGGUCUCGAUCUACCACAUGUUAGCACCGUCAUCGAAAUGGACCCUCCAUUCGCGGUAGAAGAUCAUUUGCAUAGAAUCGGGCGUACCGCUCGUGCCGGUUGCGAAGGUGAAUCUCUCUUGUUCCUCUUGCCAGGUGAAGAAGAAGGAUACAUGGAUUACAUCAAGCCAUACCAUCCCAAGGGUUGGAAACUAUUGACCUACGAUGAGCAGAUCCUAAGACCUGCUUUCGAGGGUCUCAACGUCAGAAGAACUGACAAAAAGAAGGCCGACUGGGAUAAGCACGAGGCCCAAGCUUGGGACAACAAUGCCACAACUUGGCAUUUGAACGUCGAAAGACGUGUUCUAGAAGACUCCCACUUCAAAGAACUAGCAGUAAAGGGUUACAUGUCGCACAUCAGAGCCUACGCUACACAUCUUUCUCAAGAAAAACAGUUCUUUAAUUUGAAGUGUGUUCAUCUUGGUCAUCUAGCCAAGUCAUUUGCACUAAGAGAGAGACCAAAGUCCAUGGGUCUACAACAAGGUAAGGCUGGCUCUGCCGCUGCUGCAUCUCAAAAGAAGCCUAAGGAAGAUGCAAAGUCUAAAAUGCUUCGUAUGGCCAGAAUGGCCAUGAAACAAAGUAAUGACGAAUUCAACUUUGCAUAA
Kluyveromyces marxianus DMKU3-1042 is the source of this 2211-nucleotide messenger RNA. It is a transcript of the gene DBP7, whose product is annotated as putative ATP-dependent RNA helicase. The transcript has a single exon. Gene Ontology annotation, molecular function: RNA helicase activity; nucleic acid binding; ATP binding. Gene Ontology annotation, biological process: ribosome biogenesis. Gene Ontology annotation, cellular component: nucleus. NCBI's taxonomy places the organism in Eukaryota, Fungi, Ascomycota, Saccharomycetes, Saccharomycetales, Saccharomycetaceae. Bases 1 to 2211 code for a protein of 736 amino acids. The record is from RefSeq and is a predicted model, not a curated record.